Molecule: messenger RNA, 5250 nt
Organism: Alosa alosa (allis shad)
Lineage: Eukaryota; Metazoa; Chordata; Actinopteri; Clupeiformes; Clupeidae
Product: ATPase family AAA domain-containing protein 2-like
Exons: 32
Coding region: 182-5134 (1650 amino acids)
Biological process (GO): positive regulation of transcription by RNA polymerase II
Cellular component (GO): nucleus
Molecular function (GO): ATP binding; histone binding; ATP hydrolysis activity
Source: RefSeq, a predicted model, not a curated record
GUCGGCUUGUAGUGACGUUUGUGGCGCCAGAAAUCAAGCGCUGAGGAGCUAGCGGGAAUGUUUUGAAAUGUUUUAGCGGGUUAGCUCUCAGAUUAUUAGUAUUAUGAACAGACGCCCAUUAGUUCAUAUCGUAUAAUUCGUGACUUUCUCUCAGGAAACGAUAAAGGUGCUAUAAUUCAACAUGGUGAUGUUACGUAGAAGCACUGGAGGUACAGAACCAGCGGCUGCGGGAAAGAGCGUUGAUAUGGAUUCGAGCUCCGAGUUUCUGUCCUUGCAUCCACCACAGCGAAAGUCGGCGCGGCUAAAGAGGGGCCUUGAUGACAGCUUCAGUAGCGCUGACAGCAGCCCGGGAAAUGCUUAUCUGGCUGUGAAAAAAGAGAACGGUGCUGAAGUGAGCAUCAGAACAAAAGGGCAGAGAGAAAAGAGCAUGGUGACCUUUGCAGAUUUGAAUGGUUCAGCCUCCGACCCCCAACAGUCAGAAGAUCAAGGGAAACAUUUUUUAAGGAAAUCUCCAAGACUACAAACAGAAGGAAAGACAUCUCAAGGAGAGCAAUCUGACAAUGUGGAAGACACCCCCACCUCACGCAAGCACCAGGGGGCUCUGCGAGAGCGAGACGUGGACAGCGCUUUGCGACGCAGCUCCAGAAUCACAAGAUAUAAGCUCAGUGCCAGGAACCAAUCCGUCCUCUAUGACCGACUCAUCACCAACACUGCCGAAGCCGUCCUACAAAAGAUGGAUGAUAUGCAGAAGAUGAGGCGCAGGCUGAGGAGCAGAGACGGUAACGAUGAGAGUCUAAGAAUCUUCCAAGGAGCUAAGAGGAAGAGAUCUACAGGAAGAACUGAUGAAAGUGAAGAGAACCAAGAGAAUGGCAAUGGAGAUUUCAGUGAGGUUGAGGGAGAUGAGGAGGACGACGACGACAACCAUGUGGAAGGACAAGGAGAGGAAGAAGAAAAUGAUGGCGCAGAUGAAGAUGAGGAGGACGACGAGGACGAGGACGAUGAAGGAGAGGAAGAGGAGGAAGACGACGAAGAUGAGGACGAGGAGGAAGACAACCAGAGGCGCUAUGAUCUCAGGCAGAGGAAAGCGGUUGUGCGCUACCAGCCGCCUAUGGAAGAGCCGAAGAAGCGGAGCAUCUUCUUCAAGCGCCACUCGUCUCCAUCCAGACGGAGGUACAGCUUCCCCUCGUCUGGGCCCAGAAGCCCCUACAGCAGCAGGCGUGGCAGCAGGACUCAGACUCAUGGACGAAGACAUGCCAUCCACAGCAGUGACUCGACCUCCUCUUCCUCAUCCUCAGACGAUGACACAUUCGAGCGACGCAGGAGUAAGAACCGCAAUAGAUCCAUAAACAGAUGCCUCCCGCUGAACCUGCGCAAGGACGACCUGCUGGGCAUCCAAAAGGACCGCAUGAAGAUAGGGACCAGCCUGGCUGACGUGGACCCUAUGCAGAUUGACCAGACAGUGCGUUUUGACAGCAUUGGGGGUCUCACCCGUCACAUCUCUUCCCUGAAGGAGAUGGUGGUCUUUCCUCUGUUAUACCCAGAGGUCUUUGAGAGAUUCAAAAUCCAGCCUCCACGAGGCUGCUUGUUUUACGGUCCCCCUGGCACGGGGAAGACUCUGGUGGCGCGAGCCCUGGCCAACGAGUGCAGCCAAGGUGACAAGAAGGUGGCCUUCUUCAUGAGGAAGGGCGCUGACUGCCUCAGCAAGUGGGUUGGGGAGUCCGAGAGACAGCUGAGACUGCUCUUCGACCAGGCUUAUCAGAUGCGUCCAGCGAUCAUCUUCUUUGAUGAAAUCGAUGGCUUGGCCCCUGUCCGAUCGAGCAGGCAGGACCAGAUUCACAGCUCUAUUGUGUCUACUCUGCUGGCCCUGAUGGACGGGCUGGACAGCCGUGGGGAGGUCGUGGUGAUCGGAGCCACUAACCGCCUGGACUCCAUCGAUCCUGCGCUCAGACGCCCUGGGCGCUUCGACAGGGAGUUCCUGUUUGGCUUACCUGACAGAGACGCGCGUAAAGACAUUCUGAAGAUUCACACUCGCCAGUGGAACCCUCAGCCGUCGGAGGCCUUUCUGGAGGAGCUAGCUGACAAAUGCGUCGGUUACUGUGGGGCGGACAUCAAGGCGGUGUGCGCUGAGGCGGCCCUGUGCGCGUUGCGGCGCCGUUACCCGCAGAUCUACGCCUCCUCGCAGAAGCUGCAGCUGGACGUGGCCUCCAUCAGCGUGGGCGCACGCGACUUCGUCUCCGCCAUGCGCCGCACGGUGCCAGCCUCGCAGCGGGCUGUGGUGUCGCCGGCCAAAGCUCUGGCACCCAUCGUGCAGCCGCUACUGUCCGCGACGCUUGGCAACAUCCUGGAGGUGGUGCAGAGGGUGUUCCCCCACGCCGAGCAGGGCCUGAGGAGGAGCCGCGACGCAGCCGAUUUGGCCAGUGGCGUGCUGGAUGAGGAGCUGCUGUACAGUGAUGAUGAAGUUCCACCAAUGAGCAUCACCAACGGCCCAAAGCAAGCCCCUGCAGCAGGCAGUUUCCUAUGCUUUAAUAGGAGUGUCCUCCAGCAUCCCACCUCCUACCGUCCGCGGCUGCUCCUGAGCGGGCGUCCAGGCUCUGGCCAGAGCUCCCACCUGGCCCCCGCCGUGCUCCACGCGCUGGAGAAGUUCACCGUCUACACACUGGACCUGGCCGUGCUGUUCGGCAUCAGCAGCACCACUCCAGAGGAGGCCUGUGCUCAGGUGUUCUGCGAGGCCAAGCGGACAGCUCCCAGCAUCCUGUACAUCCCGCACCUGCAGCGCUGGUGGGACACGGUGGGCCCCGCGCUCAAGGCCACCUUCCUCAGCCUGCUCAGUGACGUCCCCCCCUUCUCCCCCAUCCUGCUGCUGGCCACCUGCAGCCACCAGUACCACGCGCUCUUCCCCGAGGUGCAGGACCUGUUCCGUAUGGAGUACGGAGAGGUGUUUGAGGUCUCGCUGCCCACGCAACAGGAGAGAACCAAGUUUUUCAAGGACCUCAUUCUGAUCCAGGCAGCCAAAGCACCGGCAUCUAAGAGGAAAGCAGUGCUACAGGUGCUGGAGGUGUUGCCCGUGGCCCCUCCCCCUCCGCCCCAGCAGCUCACUGAGCAGGAGCAGCAGCAGCUGGAGGAACAGGAAGAGGACACCUUACGCGAGCUCCGCCUCUUCCUGAGAGACGUCACCAACCGUCUCGCUCAGGACAAACGCUUCAAAGCCUUCACAAGGCCUGUGGACCUGGAGGAGGUCCCAGACUACACCACCGUUAUUAAGCAGCCCAUGGACCUCUCCACACUGCUCUCCAACAUUGAUUCACACAAAUAUGUGACUGUGAAAGAUUUCCUACAUGACGUAGAUCUGAUUUGGAAAAAUUGCUUAGAGUACAACCCCGACAGAGAUCCCUCGGAUCGUCUGAUCCGGCAUCGUGCCUGUGCCCUGAAGGACUCCGUGCAUGCCAUCAUCAAAGACCAGCUGGAUGAAGACUUUGAAAAGAUCUGUCAAGAAAUCAAGGAGUCCCGAAGCAAAAGAGGUUGUACAGCAUCCAGGUAUGCUCCUUCCUACUUCCAUGUACAGCCCAAACCUCAGGUGAUGUCAGAAAAGACUAGUGACCACGGCCCUUCCAAAGACACCUUGUCAUCCAUGCCCUCUGCAGCAUCGACCCCACGCUCAGCACCGUCCUCCAAGAAGAGGCGACGGAAAAGCCGCUGGUGCAACGGAUUCAUCACCAAAAAGAAGUCUUCGGCUCACCCUCGAGACGACGACGAUGAUGAGGAUGAGGAAGAGGAUCGUGAGGGAGAGGAGGAAGACGAGGAGAAGGCCGAGGCCAUGGACGCGCAGAUGGAACAGGAGGAGGAAGCGCUGCGGAAACUCUGCAGCUUCCUGUGUGACGUUACCGACCGUUUGGCUCAAGACAAGCGAUUCCAAGCUUUCACUGAACCAGUUGAUCCAGAGGAGGUCCCAGACUACAGCACAGUUAUUAAGCAGCCUAUGGAUCUCUCCACGGUUCUCUCUAACAUCAACUCUCACAAAUACACGACUGCAAAAGACUUCCUCCUCGAUGUGGACCUGAUUUGGAUUAAUGCUCUUGAGUACAACCCCGAAACAGAUCCGGAAGGUCGACUAAUCAGAAAGCAAGCUUUGGCCCUGAAGGCGACCGUGCACGACAUCAUCAAGGCAGAGAUGGAUGAGGAGCUGGAAGAAUUUUGCCAAAAAAUCCAGGAAUCUCGUAGCAGCAGAGCAAACGACCUCGUCCCUGGCAAAGAUGACUCGGCACCAGCCACCCUACAGCAAACAGUAGCUCAGAAGAGGAGAAGGAGAAAAAAGCGAUGGAGCAGUGGCUACAUCGCCAAGAAAAAGUCCCGAGACACCUCCACUCCCGCCGAGUCCGUGGACGAUGAGGACGAUGAGGAGGAGGAAGAGCACAUGGCAGGCGAUAAAGACGGAGAGGAAGAGCACGAGAAGGCCAAGAUGACGGAGCCAGCGAACGACGAGGCAGCUGCAGCUGCUUCCGCCAUGGAGACAGAGGAGGCGGUAGCCGUGGAAACGGAGGAGGGCGCAGCGAUGGAGUCCGAGGAGGCUGGCCCUGUCACAGUGGAGGGAGGAGAAGACCACAACCCUACAUCCCCAUUGGCUGACGCCUUGGUGAAUGGCCAUACCCCCAGUGAAGGUGGCGACCAACUGGAAGAGCAGGCUGCGACUGAGCCUGAGAAGAUGGCCACUGAGAUUAUAGAUGUCGAGGCGGCCAAACCAGAGAAGACUGAGGCUGUGCAGCCGGAGCCUGAAAUGGCCAAACCUGACAGACUAGAGCCUGAGCGGGCCCAGCCGGAAGUGGAGCAGGACGCAGGAAUAGAGAUUGGAAAGAGACGGAUGACCAGGGCCCUGAAGAACCAGGUGCAGCAGCAGCAGGUCAUCAGCCUGGAGGCGGCCAUGAAGAUCCUGGAGCAGAAGACUCCGCCACUGGUGGUGGAUCACAGCAAGCUCCAGGAUCUUCUGCAUAAGGUGGUUGCUAAGACAGAGGGCUAUGACGUAGAUCGCCUGGAGAAGCUCUACGCCCUCCUCUGCCAAAGUGUGUACCGGCACAGGAAGGAGUAUGACAAAACCACACUUCUACAGGAAAUGGAGAAAGAAAUUGAGGACUUUGAAUAAAUAUGUAGCAUUUCAUCUUGCGAAAUAUCAUUAACUAUAUUAUAUUUUGCUAAUUAUUUUGGUAGUUUUUUGUUGAUGUAUAUAUGUCUUGUCUUAAUAAAGCUUUUUGACUAUUU